AUGGACAGUUAUCCUCAUUCUGACUCCGGUAACACUCACUUGCCGCCCGGUUUUCGUUUCCAUCCGACUGAUGAAGAGCUCAUUACUUACUAUUUGUUGAAGAAAGUUCUUGAUGGUACCUUUACGGGUCGAGCUAUAGCUGAAGUUGACCUUAACAAGUGUGAGCCAUGGGAGCUUCCUGAGAAAGCGAAGAUGGGAGAGAAAGAGUGGUAUUUCUUCAGUUUAAGAGAUAGGAAGUACCCGACGGGGUUGAGGACUAACCGAGCAACCGAGGCUGGUUACUGGAAGGCUACAGGGAAAGAUAGGGAGAUUUAUAGCUCCAAGACUUGUGCUCUUGUUGGAAUGAAGAAAACCCUGGUUUUUUAUAGGGGAAGGGCUCCUAAAGGUGAAAAGAGUUACUGGGUCAUGCAUGAGUAUAGGCUUGAAGGCAAAUUUGCUUACCAUUGUCUCCCCACAAGCUCAAAGGAUGAAUGGGUUAUUUCUAGGGUAUUUCAGAAGAGUGGCGCUGGCAAUGGUUCUAGCAGCAGCCAUGGCUGUGUAGCGAGGAGCCGCAUGAACACCUCCGUUUCGUUUUACCCAGAACCAAGCUCUCCGUCAUCGAUCUCCCUUCCCCCUCUCCUUGAUCCCACCAAUAUUUCCCUCACUGACCGUGACAGCUGCUCUUACGACAGCCAUACUCACACUGAGCACGUGUCCUGUUUCUCCACGAUGGCUGCUGCACCCUCCUACGUUGCCGCCGCUCCCACUUCCACCCCUUUUUUUCACCCCGGUUUCGACCUCGCUUUGCCACCUCCGCCUCAAAUGAUCAACACAGGUUUCGAUUCACUCUCGAGGUACUCACGUACCGCCGGGGUUUCAGGAUUUCAAAGCCUGAGAUCUCUGCAGGAGAAUUCGGAGUUCCCUUUCUCUUUGUCUCAACCAACAUUGGCUGCUGCAUCGCCGCUUGACGGCGAUUCCCCACUGAACUUCGGCGCUGUAUCCGAGGAGGGCAACAAUGUCAAUGCCUCUGGUGCUAAGAUAUCCAUUGGUUCAUCUGUGUUUGACUGCAUGUGGACUUGGGAAUUAUCCCAUUAAUGUUUUUCUUCAAAUUAUGUUGUCAUUAGGAGUAAGCUUAGAAAGGGACUGGUGAUUAACGUCAGCCGAGAUUUCCAUUUCAUGUCUGUAAGAUAAUGUUCUAUUACCAUUAAUUAAUCUGUGUUUUCUUCUGCUUAGCUGACGGUGACUUGUCC
Hibiscus syriacus is the source of this 1229-nucleotide messenger RNA. Its product is annotated as protein CUP-SHAPED COTYLEDON 2-like. The record is from RefSeq and is a predicted model, not a curated record. NCBI's taxonomy places the organism in Eukaryota, Viridiplantae, Streptophyta, Magnoliopsida, Malvales, Malvaceae. Bases 1 to 1074 code for a protein of 357 amino acids. Gene Ontology annotation, molecular function: DNA binding. Gene Ontology annotation, biological process: regulation of DNA-templated transcription. The transcript has 3 exons.